UGCCAGGUGAUGGGAUGAAGCUAUCAUACCUGCUGCAUUUCACGGCUAGGCCUAGUAAUCUGCGUGCAGGUUAUAAACUGUUGUGUUUUGCAGAUCCUAUGUCGAGUAGGAAUGUUUUGGUCGUGAAUAAAAUCGAUGGGUUUACAAUGUGACAGGGACCCCCAGUUCUCUGUGCCUUGGAAAAGUGGGAACGCAGCUAUGUGACGUUGCGGAAGAUGGAGAACUACGAGCCCAUUCGAGUUGUGGGAAAAGGCAGUUACGGUGAGGUAACAUUAGUGCGGGACAGACGGGAGAAAAAACGGUAUGUUGUCAAGAAGCUGAAACUUGAAAAUGUAUCACGACGUGAACGGAAAGCUGCAGAGCAAGAGGCUCAACUCCUGUCUCAGCUGAAACACCCCAACAUUGUGAUGUACAGAGAGUCCUGGGAGAGAGAGGAUGGCAUUCUUUAUAUUGUGAUGGGCUUCUGCGAAGGGGGAGAUCUUUACCACAGACUUAAGGAGCAGCAGGGACAGCUUCUGCCAGAAUCUCAGGUGGUGGAAUGGUUUGUCCAGAUUGCCAUGGCAUUACAGUACCUACACGAAAAACAUAUCCUCCACAGAGAUCUGAAAACACAGAACAUCUUUCUAACACGAACAAGCAUUAUUAAAGUAGGAGACCUAGGAAUUGCAAAAGUCCUUGAAAGUAAGCAUGACAUGGCCAGUACGCUUAUUGGCACCCCAUAUUACAUGAGUCCCGAGUUGUUCUCCAAUCAGCUGUACAACCACAAGUCGGAUGUGUGGGCUUUAGGUUGCUGCGCUUAUGAGAUGGCCACCCUCAAGCAUGCUUUCAACGCUAAAGAUAUGAACUCUUUAGUUUACCGCAUCAUUGAAGGAAAGCUAUCUUCUUUGCCAAAAUGCUACAGUCCACCACUGGGAGAACUGAUAAAGAAUAUGUUAAGCAAAAGGCCAGAGGAGAGACCAGACGUGCGGAGUAUUCUGAGGCAGCCAUUUAUAAAGCACCACAUCUCUAUAUUUUUGGCUGCUACAAAAGCAAAAGCUGUCAGGACCCGGAAGAAAUCUGUAGAAUCCAAAGCCAAUGGUGUAGAAACUGCAAAAUCUGACGUGGAGACAAACAAAGUUAAAAACAGGCCUACAAAAUCUGUUUCAGAGCCUCCCAGGAAGCCUAAAAAGAAUGAAGAAAAGAAUUAUCAAAAUUCUAAAGUCAGUAAUGCCUGUCAAGAAGGAAAAUCUUCCUUUUCUAAAUUAAGUGCUGGAGAAGAAACAUUCAAUAACUCCGGAAUCUCUGUUGCAACAAUUAGCAAAGUGGAUAUAGAUAUUCAACCCAUAGCUGAAAGCGAGAACUCUAAAAGAGAUGAUCCAGUGCUGGGUGAGCCAGUGAGACCCAAAGGAGCGUCUAGUAAGGAACAUCUCAGGCGGCAACCACAGAAACCUCUACCUCAAAAUGGCACAAAGCCAGUGACUAAAGCUCUAGUCUACCAGAUUUCUGCAGGGCUUGAUGACAAGGAAGACACAAUGCAACUCCUGCAACCUGUCAUUAGUGGAGGAGAAUCAGAAUUGCAGGGUGAUUUGGAUUCUACAGAGAAACUACUGCAGCCAUUUGAACCAGUUGCAUUACUUGAAGAGCUUCCUGUCCGAGAUCCUGCAACUCGAGAGAAGAGACACCCUAUUUUACAUCCUAGCAGUAGUAGUUCUGAGCCUUCACACUCACGGCAAAGCAAGCAAAAAGGGAGAGAAAAAAAUGCAGAAAAACAGAAACCUGUGACAGAGCCCAAGAGGUCAUUGCCAGAACGACCCUGCAGUGAAAAUAAAUUGCCUUUAAUGAAGUCCAACAGCAGUGCAGAUGAGCAUUGUGAUGAAAUCUCCAGGUCGGUGGCCCAGUCAAAAGACAGUGGAGUAGCAUCAUCACAGGAACGGCCAUUGUCUGCUAGAGAAAGGAGAAGACUAAAGCAUUCUCAAGAGGAUCUGUAUCCAGUUGUUUCUCCAAGGAGGGAUUCUCAUGAUGGAAGGCCAUCUGUAGAAAAUGAGCAUACUACAAUCCAUCACUCCUCAUCAGACUCAAAUAUACUUUGUGGAAAGGGAAAAAAGAACUUUUUCUGUCAUGUGUCAGAGGAAGAAAGUGAACUAAGUUCCUCCACAAGUUCUACUGACAGAUCAGAGGGAGAUUCCAAGGAUGGGAAAGGUGAUUUUACUGAAAUGCAUGAUUUAGUACAACUGAUGACACAAACAUUGAAAAUGGAAUUUGAAGAGAAAUGUAUAAAACAACCAAAUUCAAUUCCAAUGCCUAAAGCCAAGCCAAACAGAAAGUACAGAGACACGUUAAUUUUACAUGGAAAGGCAAAAGAAGAACCACCAGAAGAAUUUUGUUUCCGCUCUUUUCCAUCAGAAGAUGCUGGUGCACCAGAGAGAAUCCGAAGAAUAGUUGAAGCGCUGAGAGUAGAUGUGGUUAAAGGACUGGGAGUUAAACUGUUGGAAAAAGUAUAUGAAAUUUUGGAGCAAGAUGACACAAAAUGGGAGCAACAUCUACUGACGCAAAUGGGACCAGAUAAAUAUAGAGACUAUGGUAUGAAGGUACGACAGCUGAAAUUUUUUGAAGACAAUGGACAGUUUUGACAGCAUGGAAGAGAGUACGGUGAUGGGGAAUUUAAGAGAGUGAUUUAGUGUUGAAAAGGACAUCACAGUGCUAUGUGGACUGCUAUAUAUUUGUAUUGCUGUGUAGUAAGGAAGGUGCAGAAUGAAUAUCACAAGUCUUAGCACUUCAGUUCAACAUCUCUCCAAGGAUUGUGGUCCAAACAAGAACUUGUUAACAUCCCUUUACACAUCUGUUGUGUAUAAUGUGAUUACAAAACAAGAUGUAUACUGAAGUGUACUGAUAAAGGCAAUGGCACCCUUCUACCUGGGAAUAGGUAAUGCUUUUACUUAAAAAUGAGACAGUGUUCUUAAAGAUUUAGUAGAGAAUUAAGAAAUGCUGCAGCAGAGACAGACGUAUGAAUGAGAUUCCACAUGGUGUGAAUCAAUCCUUGAAAUGCUGUAAUAUGUUUGUAAAAAUUAAAAUUGAUACCAAUAACUUUUGCUUUUUACAUUAAGACAGCGUUUCAAACAGAGCAAUGUAUUUAUCGAUUUCUAGAUAAUCAGAAAAGUAAAUAUAAUAAUUUAAAAAGAGAGAUUCAGUUUGUAGGCGAGGGCAUGUUUUUGUACAGUUUGCUGCCAUGUGACAGCUGAUUUGCACUUUUCUGUGUGCUGUGGCUGUAGCUGUACCUUUAGUCACCAGGUCAACGUCUGAAGUACAUACACAAGACAUGCCAGAUUCCAGGCUGUGGAAUGGAAAUGCCUGUCUAGCAUUCACCAGCUGUUUGCUGGUUAACCAGAGAAUGCCAGAGAUGUUGCACUAGAGUCAGUUAUGAGGUUUGGAUGAAACUUGCAACUUCUUUAGAGACUAGGAAUGAAAGCAAGCUCUCUGGUUUUUAAAAUAAAUAAAUAAGUAAAUGCAAAAAAUGCAGUCUGUCUUUGAUAUAUGUCAUAUACAAACUCAGGCCGUUUGUACAGGUUUUAAGCAUUUGUCUCAAGAGGCAGUUGGCAAGAAUUGCCUGCUUGUCUUCAUAUUCUAAUUUUUAGCCUUAAAGUAGUGUCCUAUUGGAGGAGAUUACUUGUACUGGUCAAGUGAAUGAGGUCUGUGAUAGAGCAUUCAUUUGGGAUACAUGAAGUGCUCUGCCCCUGGGGAAAAAUUAGUAAGCCUGUACCGAUUGUUAUUGUGCAAGUUAUCAAAAUCUGAUAAUUGGGAUUGGCAGUAUAAUGUAGAAGAUUGUUUCUUAGGUGAUCACAAGCUUAAUCCUUUAGUCCUAGAUUCAACUCUGUCACUUUACAUUUGCGUGCUAUUUAGUGGAUAGGUCAUUUAAUUAGACACCAGUCUAUCUCAUCUUCACAGAAAACAACUAGUACCUGGCAGGCUUACUCAGGCAAGAGAUUAUAAUAAAUAAGGCUCAUACAUCAAGUGGCACAUGUAAAUGAGACAUUUUCUGAUGAGGGGUCUUCCACACAUCAUUUCUGCUUUUUGUAAUAUGUGUGCUUACAGAAUCUUUGCUUUGCAUGCCUUUUAGCAUUGCUGCCCUUACCUAACAUUACAGUCUUGAUUAUGAUAGCUUGUUGUUGUUUUAUGGAUUUGAUUGCUUUCUGGUGAUUUUCUGUUACUGUUUCAGUCAGAAUUUAUGACAUGUAGAGCAUUCAGAAAAUGUAAUUCCAUACAUGUCUCAUUAAGGUUGCAAAUCCCUCCUCUUUCCUCAUUAGUAGAGAGGCAUAUCUUAUUAUAGUUGGGCAACUAUACACUGAUAAACAACGCUUUAUUUGGAAGGGGAAAAAAGGAGGAAAACAGCUUUUUUAUUUUUUUAUUAUUUUUUUUUUUUUUUGCAAAGGGCAAGCCCCUUGCACCUCCAAGUGAGGGAAUUUGCUCUGCCACACCCACUUACUUACUCAUACCGAGUCUGUAGUUGCAAAAUUGCAGAGAAAUAGGAAAACUUGAAAAACAGUGAACCACUGUCCACUUUGUAAUAGAACAAAACUAGUGCUGGCAAUAACUUGAUAUUGCUUUUCUAAUAUCAAACCGUGACUACUCGAUCACUGGUAGAACAACCCAGCAGAACAGUGUAUUGGGCAUCACAUGGUCUGUCAAAAUAAAAUAAAUGGAGUGGAUGACACUCCUGUUUUUUUUUUUCUGUUGACCGUUUAAAGUCUGCCCCAUCAUUAAAAAAGCUUAACAUUUCAAGUAAAACUGAAAGAUAUUUUAUGUUCUACUCUUAUUUGCUGUUUGUUAAGCUUUCAGCAGGAUAAGAUCGCUCAUAACACUUUCAUCACUGAAACUGUAGAAAUAAAAUGGCUUACAUGUGUAAGAAUAUUUGCUUCCUAGGCAUUUACAUAAUUUCACUGAUUGCAAACGGAAAAACUGCAGAGCUUCCAACUUAACCACCAUCAACUAAAAAAAAAAAAAAAAAAACCUGCAGUCUCAUUCAGAAUGUCACAGUUUAUUAAAAAUGUUGCACUUUUAUUCCUAUUUUUUUACGGAACUACUUCAGAAUACAUUACAUCACUUCCUUCUACCUUUGUAUGAACACAAUUAUCACAUGAUCAGCCAUACAUCAAAAGACUUUGCUAAUCUGUAAAUUGCUCAAACCAAAUAAAGUUUUUAAUUUGAACUAUAAAGUUUUUAAUUUGAACUGCAAAAAACAUACCAACACCUGUUAAAUAAACAGGAGACAAACUAGAUUAAAAUGUAUAAAAAAUAAAUAUUCAUAAUUAUAAAUAUUAAUGCACCACUUCUUUAAUGUUAUUUACAUAACAGGCUGUUGAUUGCAGUCUUACCAUUUAUUCCAAGAGGACUUGUAGCAUUUAACACCAAUAUUUAUUCAGUACAUUUAUUCAGUAAAUGGUGAGUUAUUAUCAAUAGAAAUAACAUUUGUUCUUUUUAGCUUGAAUAAGCUUCAAAUUUACAAAGGUUUUUUGAUGUGUGAUUGAUCAUCUGUUAAUUUUGUUCAUAUAAAGGUAGAAGGAAGUGAUGUAUUGUAUUCUGAAGAUGUUCUGGAAAAACACUAGGAAAGGUUUUGCAUUAAGUACACUUUAACUCUUUGUAAUGAAGGUAUCCCCCCCCCCCCCACACCAAAAAAAAAAAAAAAAACGUGUUUCCCAGUUUCUACCCAACUUUCUUUUUAGACAAGCUUUAGUAGUUUAAAUAUUAGUUACACUUGCUGACGUCAUCUCCUAUCAAGUCUUUAAAUAAAUAUGUGUGAUUGUCAAAUUGCACCUGAGAAUUACAUUCACUGAGAUCUGUGAUGGAGUGCAGAGACUGUAGAUCCAGGUUUAACUGAAAGAGACUGCAUUCAUAGUCAGUAGUAAAAAGAUAUAUGGGACAAAGUCCCUCAUAUUCCCCCUUUAAGUAGCUGUGCUUUUCACAGCUGUACUGUCAGUAUGACCAGCUUUAGAGUUCUUGUACGUAGAAGGUAAAGGGAAAUGUUUUUACAGCAGUCUUCUAGAAGAAGCAUUGCAUGUCCACUUGUUUGAAAAACACUACUCGCACAUGCAGGUUUGAUCACAUCAGAGAUGUUUAUUCUGUUUAAGGGUGAUUCACAGAAUACUCAGCAGUGAAGCUUGUCUGCAUUUUAAAAAUGCUAUGGAAGAGUCAAACGUUUAAAAGCUGUUGAAGCUUUUUUACUUACCGGUACCAAAAAAUAUUUAAAAAUUUUGAAUUUAAAAUGAAAAAGGGAAAACAUGCAUAAAGAAGAAAAGAAUUAAAAAGGAAUAACUAAAAUAACUUAUUGGUCUUUGUAAACCUUGCUAAAAAAAACUAAGAAACUAUCCUCACCAAGGGUUGCAAAACCUGAUGAUCAGGCUGCAGAAGAAAAUUAUUUUCAUUUCAGGACACAAAAUCAGCAGCUUUAGUUUCUGAUGAUUCUUUGUCUCUUGAAGAUCCCAUUUUGAAAAAAUGUUUUUAAUAAUUUUAUCAACAGCAUAAAAUAAAAUAAAACCAAGUUAACAUACAAAAACAUAACACAUCAUCAUUCUUUUUUCAAAUGUAGUAAAUUUGAAGGAGACCUAAAUAAUACCAGUUUAUAACAUUUGCAGCUUUUAUUUUGGCCAUAGGCCUAUAUGCUGAUGUGCCAUUUGCCACUGAAAUUCAAAAGGUAAGUAUUCAGUUUGGGGGUAUGUGGAAUAGGCUUUAUGGCAUAUCAGAACAUAUAUAUAAUAAAAGCUUUAAAAAGGGAGUGAAACUUUAAAGAUUACUUCCAAAGGUCUAAGCUGUUGAAUCAUUUUGAAUCAUAGUAUGCUUGCCCUGUAGACAGAAAUGAUAAUAACUUUCUUAACUCUAAUAGUUAAAUGUAUUUUUUAAGAAUCUGGAAUUAGUUGUUUUCCUAUUAUGGAUUUUAUUAACUUUUGUAAUUUAAUCCUUAUUACAUCUUCUUGAGUUAGAGGUUUAGGGGUGGGCUGCCACAAUAAUAUUUGCCAUAGGUGUAUAUGCCAAAGUUAGGUUAUUAUUUUGAAAUAUAUUAUUGAGAUAAUUCUAUAGAAUCUAUAAAUAUUAAGUCUUUAAAAGUGGGAAAACACACCUGUGGUAUUAACCUUCCCCUUUUAAGAGACUAUUAGAGGAGUCUCAAUAACUGGUUGAUAAACUCUUAAAGUAUCCUCCAGGGUCCACACACUCCACGAAAUUAUGAAAUUAUUGUAUUAUAGUCUUAAUUUCUGUAGGCAGUUCAGCUUGUACACAGGCUGUCGUUUUUAAAAUUACCAGAGUAGCAGGAAUUGGUCAAUAAAGUAUGUAUAGUUAAAAAAAAUAAUAAAAGAAGUAUGUGUAGUAGUACCAUUUUAAAUGCCAUUAUAGUUUUUGUUUUAGGAUGCAUUAUCAGAAAAUUAGAUGUUAAGUUGUCAAUCUCGCCUUCAUUC
Molecule: messenger RNA, 7421 nt
Organism: Protopterus annectens (West African lungfish)
Lineage: Eukaryota; Metazoa; Chordata; Ceratodontiformes; Protopteridae
Gene: NEK4
Product: NIMA related kinase 4
Exons: 16
Coding region: 216-2609 (797 amino acids)
Biological process (GO): protein phosphorylation
Molecular function (GO): protein kinase activity; ATP binding
Source: RefSeq, a predicted model, not a curated record